Aspergillus tanneri is the source of this 1122-nucleotide messenger RNA. RefSeq names its product 3-deoxy-7-phosphoheptulonate synthase (gene AMT16). Gene Ontology annotation, biological process: aromatic amino acid biosynthetic process. The transcript has 4 exons. The record is from RefSeq and is a predicted model, not a curated record. Gene Ontology annotation, cellular component: cytoplasm. NCBI's taxonomy places the organism in Eukaryota, Fungi, Ascomycota, Eurotiomycetes, Eurotiales, Aspergillaceae. Gene Ontology annotation, molecular function: 3-deoxy-7-phosphoheptulonate synthase activity. Bases 1 to 1122 code for a protein of 373 amino acids.
AUGUCUUCUUUUUUCAUUGAAAACCCCAAUGUGGGCGACAAGACCCAUAUGGAAGACUCGAGAAUUCGAGGAUACAAUCCCCUCACCCCUCCCAACCUCCUCCAACAUGAGAUAGCGUUGACGGAGAGGUCUCAGAAAACGGUCCUGGAGGGCCGCAAAGAGGCCGUCGCCAUUGUUCACGGCACCGACACGGACAAACGCCGCCUGCUGGUGGUCGUUGGCCCCUGCUCUAUCCACGACCCGGACAUGGCCAUAGAGUACUGCGACCGUCUAUUGAAGAUGAAGGAGAAAUACAAGGACGAGCUGUUGAUCAUUAUGCGCUCCUACCUGGAGAAGCCCCGCACCACAGUUGGAUGGAAGGGUCUCAUCAACGACCCGGACAUCGACAACAGCUUCAAGAUCAACAAAGGCCUGCGGACCUCCCGUCAGCUCUUCGUUGACCUGACUAAUAAGGGAAUGCCAAUUGCGAGUGAGAUGCUGGAUACGAUCUCGCCGCAGUUCCUGGCAGACUGUCUCUCCCUUGGCGCGGUUGGUGCUCGGACCACGGAGUCGCAGGUGCAUCGGGAGCUGGCGUCGGGGCUUUCGUUCCCUGUGGGAUUUAAGAACGGUACCGAUGGCUCUCUGGAUGUCGCUGUGGAUGCAAUUGGAUCUGUCACGCACCCUCACCACUUCCUCUCCGUCACCAAGCCCGGUGUCGUCGCUAUUGUCGGCACCGUAGGCAACCCUGACUGCUUCGUCAUUCUGCGUGGAGGCAAGAAGGGCCCCAACUACGAUGCUCAGAGCAUCGCAGAAAUCAAGACUAAGCUCUCCUCGCAGGGGAUGACGCCCCGGCUGAUGGUCGACUGCAGCCACGGCAAUUCGCAAAAGAACCACAAGAACCAGCCCAAGGUGGCUGCUGUUCUUGCGGAGCAAAUCGCUGCGGGUGAGACGGCGAUCAUGGGCGUUAUGAUUGAGAGCAAUAUCAACGAAGGUAACCAAAAGGUGCCACCCGAGGGCAAGGCCGGCCUGAAAUACGGAGUCAGUAUCACAGAUGCCUGCAUCCACUGGGAAGACACGGAAUCUGUGCUCGAGACCCUGGCACAGGCUGUGCGCACUCGGAGGGAAAAAUUGGCGACGAAUUGA